This is a messenger RNA of Williopsis jadinii, 1696 nucleotides long. RefSeq lists its product as uncharacterized. The annotation marks the transcript as partial. The transcript has a single exon. Lineage: Eukaryota; Fungi; Ascomycota; Saccharomycetes; Phaffomycetales; Wickerhamomycetaceae. Gene Ontology annotation, cellular component: intracellular anatomical structure. Gene Ontology annotation, molecular function: RNA binding. The record is from RefSeq and is a predicted model, not a curated record.
AUGGGAAGUAGCCGUCUGACCGUGCUGGAAGAUGAAUGUCAAAGGGUGUUCCAGUGUCUUGAAGACAAUGACGUGAUUCUCAUCCCAUCCAUUGGCUCAAGUGUGGUGACCAGGUUUCUGCUAAAGGUCUCGGACACCAUGACCUUGAAGGUGAGCGAUGAUGUUCGGUGCUCCCUGUGGUUCAAGGAUCUACCGUAUUACAAUACGAUAUAUAACUCAAGAUUCCCAUCACAGCUGUCCAGUGGGUCGGUGUGGGUCACAUACGACGUUGCACUUCAUUACCUGGCCAAUGACCGGCAAGAGCUGGAACGGUUUGACUUCAUACAGCUGGAUGGUGUCGAUGAUAGAACGUUGAACUCGGAUAUGUUUAUGGCAUUCAUCAGCGAAGUCAAGCUACAGACAAAGCUGGUUAUACCGUUGAGGAGCUCGUUCCAAGUGUCUAAAUACAAAGAUUUCUUUGCAAGGAUUGGAUAUGUCACGAGUACACUUGACCUCAUUGGUCAGCCGAGUAUUGAAACGUACUUCGCAGUGAAUGGCUCCGUGAAACUAGAUAUCGAAUGCAUGAAUGUGGCCAAACAGCUGCUCGAGAUGGACCAUGAGGAGCUGGAUAUUCUCAUAGUAACCUCGUCGAGAUUUGAAGUCGCCAGGCUAUCACAUGUCAUGAGAGAUUCGAUGCCGCAGGGGAAGUACUCGCUACUGACAGAUCUCAAGGAGUAUACUAUAAAGGGACAUUCCAAAAGGAUUAUCAUAUCAUCAGAUUCCCACUUCUUCCUAGAUAACAACCACAGAGUGAAGUACAUUGUGGAUUAUGGACUUAUCACGGUUAGGAAAACAGAUCCUAAUGGUAUUGAUUAUGAACAAGUGCAUAUAACGAAUAACAACAGGAUACAACAACAUAUAUCAAUUUUACACAUGGAAGGGUCAAAAUACUUUAAUCUACAACAGAGGGACUCGGUAAGUGAUUGGUUCCUAGCAAUACAACAUAGGUCAUUGAUUCCGUAUAUACUGAUGUCGAUAAAGCUCAAUGUGAAGUUCACAGAGUUGCAGUUCUUAUCACCACCAGAAACAGACUCAUUCACCAAUUGCCUCAAUCAGAUGUGCUAUUUAGGACUAAUAAGGAUAACUGGUGAUGGUUAUACUUCUACUGAACUUGCUCAGAGGCUCACGAAGCUCCAAUUUUCUUCGCAUCUACCACGGAUCUCACUGCUUCUAUCGUUACUUCAUUCAAGCUCUUUCAAUUGCGUUGGUGAGCUUUUAAGUAUAACCUCUAUUUUGAUAGCCAUGAACCCCAACGCAUUGGCAAAUUUCAUAUCACAGGACUCGUUUGAUAGAUCAAUGGUUUCUGAACAAUCUGAUUUCUUUACACUUAUCAACGCCUACAAUUGUUUGAUCAAACAAGGUGUCAAAAGGACGUUGAAGAAAGACCCAUUUACAAAAGAAGAUAAGAGGGAAAUCAGACAUGUCUACAACUGUUUGCACAAUGCACUUGGAAUAAAAACACCCCAAGAUCAUCGAGCAAACGAAGAUGACAUCCAAAGAGCGUUGAUACUCGGGUUCCAAUUUCAAUCGGUAUUGCUGCAAAAGUCAGUAGACUCUCUCACGCAUAAGCAACAAGCGUUGUUAUCACCAGUUUGGAACUUCCAUGAUACUGAUAUGUCUAUUUUGUUGAAGAAACCGUUGGACCAUCUUGACGAUU